GAGUCACCAUCUGAGGGGACGACCCGCUCGCCAACUCGUGGAUGGAUGGACAGAUGGACACAUAGAGAGAGGGGGGGACACAGUGAAAGAGAGGGAGAGACUUGGUGUCCUUAACGCACAUUACGCAGAUGGUUUCCCGUGCGUCCUGGAGCGUGCAGAGGACUAAAUGACUGUUUGUGUGUAACUUUUUGUUUCUAAAUGUUUCACUUGGACUCCAGUUUGGUGACUUCUUCCUCUGUGCGUCUGCUCUGACUGCUUGGUACUAAAUGUUUAAGGAGCAGGGGUUUAUUUCAUGGUAACCGUUAGUUUCUCGGUGCAUCAGUGACUCUUACCCGUAGGCGAACAUGUCGGGACAGAAACCGGCCCUAAAGAGCGGCGAGAGCCGCUUCCAGGUGGACGCGGUGACGGAAGCGUCCUCCGCGGCUGCGGCCUCCGCCGAUGGAUCCAAGCCGCCCGAGGAGUCCAAAGGCCGGUUCAGGGUGGUGGGGUUCCUGGAUUCUGGCGCGCUGGGCAGCGCGAUGGACAUCGGUCUCCCGCCGGAUGUCUCCCACGAUCCGGACCAGGCGAGGAGCGACUCGGUCAGCCUCCAUUCAACGGGCACGGGACACACGCACAUCUCCGACAGCCACUCCAACACCUACUACAUGAGGACCUUCGGUCACAACACCAUCGACGCGGUGCCCAACAUCGACUUCUACCGCCACACCGCUGCCACUCUCGGGGAGAAGCUGAUCAGACCGUCGCUGUCGGAGCUGCACGAUGAACUCGAUAAAGAUCCGUUUGAGGACGGUCUGGCCAAUGGAGAGGAGCCAUCGGCGGCUGAGGAGGCGGCGGCAAAGAUGGCGGCAAAGGAGGCGAAAGGAGGAACCGUCAAGUUCGGUUGGGUCAAGGGAGUCUUGAUCCGCUGCAUGCUGAAUAUCUGGGGUGUGAUGCUCUUCAUCAGAAUGUCCUGGAUCGUUGGACAGGCUGGAAUCGGACUGACCAUUGCGAUCAUUCUGAUGGCCACUGUGGUCACCACCAUCACUGGUCUGUCUACUUCUGCCAUAGCGACCAACGGCUUCGUACGAGGAGGAGGAGCGUACUACCUGAUCUCCAGGAGCCUGGGGCCGGAGUUCGGAGGCUCCAUCGGCCUCAUCUUUGCCUUCGCCAACGCCGUGGCCGUGGCCAUGUACGUGGUGGGCUUCGCAGAGACAGUCGUUGAGAUGCUCAAUGAUGUUGACGCUCUGAUGACCGAUGAGCUCAACGACAUUCGCAUCGUCGGGACUCUGACCGUCAUCCUGCUGCUGGGAAUCUCUGUAGCUGGGAUGGAGUGGGAAGCCAAGGCUCAGAUUGUCCUGCUGGUGAUCCUGUUGGCAGCCAUCGCUAACUACUUCAUAGGAAGCUUCAUUUCCAUAGAGAGCAAAGAGCCCAAAGGAUUCUUCGGCUACCACUCCGCCAUCUUCUUAGAGAACCUGGGUCCAGCCUUCAGAGAGGAGGAGACGUUCUUCUCGAUGUUUGCCAUUUUCUUUCCUGCGGCCACCGGGAUCCUCGCCGGAGCCAACAUCUCUGGAGACCUCACGGAUCCUCAGUCAGCGAUCCCUAAAGGUACCCUGCUGGCCAUCGUCAUCACAGGAAUCACCUACGUGGCUAUCACCAUCUCUGCAGGCUCCUGCAUCGUCCGGGACGCCACCGGAGACCACAACGACACGGUGAGCGACACGGUGAACUGCACCGACGCCGCCUGCACGCUAGGCUACGACUUCUCCAUCUGCAAGGAGGGAGGCUGUCAGUACGGCCUGAUGAACGACUUCCAGGUAACAGACACACUCGGCUCAGAAAACCUUCAUGAUGUGGACGGGAUUAGAGUUGUUCCGAUGCAUCAGAAAUGCCUCCAGUGGACCGGGUAUCGCCGGGUAUGCACGUGUUUCUCUCAAUAUGAAGUCUCAAAAGAUUCCGUCCUGCUCUGCUGCCUUUGUUUAUUCUACGUCACAGACUCUGAACGUCGUCACCUCAUCUCCACAGCUAUAACUAUGUGUGUGUGUGUGUGUGUGUGUGUGUGUUUCCUGUUAGAUGUGAACUGGGGUUCGUCCACUCAGGCUCUGAUCUACAACCAGGCUCUGACUCACUGUGUGAACCUCACCGGCGUCGAGGACCACGUCAAAAACUUCAGGCCGCAGUGUUUGGUGUUGGCUGGUUAUCCAAACUCUCGUCCCGCUCUGCUUCAGCUGGUUCAUUCUUUCACCAAGAACGUCGGCCUCAUGGUCUGCGCCCACGUCAGGACGGUGACCCGUCGGCCCAACUUGAAGGAGUUGUCUCAGGAACACGCCCGCUGUCAGCGCUGGCUCAAUAAGAAACGGCUGAAGGCCUUUUACACCCACGUGUUCUCUGACAACCUGAGGCACGGGGCGCAGUUCCUCAUGCAGGCUGUGGGUUUGGGCCGUCUGAAGCCCAACACGUUGGUCAUGGGUUUCAAGAACAACUGGAGUGACGGAGACAUGCGAGAUGUGGAGAUCUACAUCAACACGAUACACGACGCCUUCGACCUGCAGUUCGGAGUGGUGAUCCUUCGUCUGCAGGACGGACUGGAUGUCUCUCACAUCCAGGGACAAGACGAAAUCCUGUCGUCCCAUGAGAAGCCCCUGGCUGGCGGUCAGGAGGUGGUGGUCUCUGUCAUUCUGACCAAAGACUCCGACUCUGAUUCCUCUCCUUCUAAAACCACCAGCAGCCAGAGCAGCCCGCUCAUCAUGAGAGCUACAGAGACCAAGUCUCCUCUGAGUCUGGCCGACCAGCGUCUGCUGGAGACGAGUCAGCAGUUCAAGAAGAAACAGGGCAAAGGAACCAUCGACGUCUGGUGGCUGUUUGAUGAUGGAGGUCUGACUCUGCUGAUCCCCUUCCUGCUGACCAACCGGAGCAAAUGGGGCGACUGCAGGAUCCGCGUCUUCAUCGGCGGGAAGAUCAACCGCAUCGACCACGACCGCCGAGCCAUGGCCACGCUGCUCAGCAGGUUCAGGAUCGACUACUCUGACAUCCACGUCCUCGGAGACAUCAACACCAAACCCAAGAAACACAACAAGCUGAGCUUCAAGGAGCUCAUUGAGCCGUACAGGCUGAAGGAGGACGACAUGGAGCAGGAGGCUGCAGAGAGGCUGAAGGCCCAGGAGCCCUGGAGGAUCACCGACAACGAGCUGGAGCUCUACAGGGCCAAGAACAACCGUCAGAUCCGACUGAACGAGCUGCUGAAGGAACACUCGAGCGCGGCGAAGCUCAUUGUCAUGAGCAUGCCUCUGGCCAGGAAGGGCACGGUGUCCAGCGCCCUCUACAUGUGCUGGCUGGAGACUCUGUCCAAAGACGCCCCCCCUCUGCUGCUGGUCCGAGGAAACCACCAGAGUGUCCUCACCUUCUACUCCUAACACACACACACACACACACACACACACACACACACACACACACACACACACACACAGAUCUGAUUCUGUGUUUCUAUCCGGCUUCAUUUGAGUCUCAUUAAUAAAUUAAACAUUUAAACGUCUGUUUCUUUUAUCUCCAACAAUAACCGGCUGUAUAUUAUUUGUCUUCCGUGUGUUUUUAUUGUGAACUUCAGUAAAUAUUAACUUAUUUUAUUGUUUAUUUCUUUUGAAAUGUCUGAAAUGUUUUCAAAUGUUUGCUGGUAUUCAGGUGACUGUGAAGCGGUCGAGAUUAUUUUAUUAAAAUAUUAACGAAACCGCA
Molecule: messenger RNA, 3708 nt
Organism: Anarrhichthys ocellatus (wolf-eel)
Lineage: Eukaryota; Metazoa; Chordata; Actinopteri; Perciformes; Anarhichadidae
Gene: slc12a2l
Product: solute carrier family 12 member 2
Exons: 22
Coding region: 345-3389 (1014 amino acids)
Biological process (GO): chloride ion homeostasis; ammonium transmembrane transport; sodium ion transmembrane transport
Cellular component (GO): apical plasma membrane
Molecular function (GO): ammonium channel activity; sodium:potassium:chloride symporter activity
Source: RefSeq, a predicted model, not a curated record